Molecule: messenger RNA, 1660 nt
Organism: Anas platyrhynchos (mallard)
Lineage: Eukaryota; Metazoa; Chordata; Aves; Anseriformes; Anatidae
Gene: ZNG1A
Product: Zn regulated GTPase metalloprotein activator 1A
Cellular component (GO): cytoplasm
Source: RefSeq, a predicted model, not a curated record
AGGAGGAGGAUGGCGGGGGGAGGGCGGUGGCGGCGGCGGGCUGAGGGGGAGCGGCGCGGCCGCCAUUAGCCGCGCUGUGAUGGAGGACGAGGAGUGCCCGGCCCUGGUGCCCAUCGCCGGCGGCGGCUCGGAGGGGCCCGACGCCGGCAGGAGGAUCCCCGUGACGAUCAUCACGGGCUACCUGGGUGCUGGGAAGACAACUCUUUUAAAUUACAUACUGACAGAGCAACAUAGUAAAAAAAUCGCAGUGAUACUCAAUGAGUUUGGAGAAGGCAGCGCAUUGGAGAAAUCCCUGGCAAUCAGUCAAGGGGGAGAACUCUAUGAAGAAUGGCUGGAGCUCAGAAAUGGCUGCCUAUGCUGUUCAGUAAAGGACAAUGGUGUGAAGGCUAUUGAGAACCUCAUGCAAAAGAGAGGAAAAUUUGACUAUAUAUUGUUAGAAACAACUGGUUUGGCAGAUCCAGGAGCUGUGGCCUCCAUGUUCUGGGUUGAUUCUGAGCUGGGAAGUGACAUUUAUCUUGAUGGCAUUAUAUCUGUCGUUGAUGCAAAGCAUGGACUGCAGCACUUGACAGAGGAGAAACCAGAUGGCCUUGUCAAUGAAGCAUCUCGGCAGGUUGCAUUAGCUGAUCUUAUAAUCAUCAAUAAAACAGAUUUGGUUUCAGGGGAAGAAUUGAAUAAAGUCAGAACAUCUAUCAGGUCAAUAAAUGGACUUGUCAAAAUUCUAGAGACGCAGAGAUCAAGAGUUGAUCUCUCCAAUGUGUUGGACCUGCAUGCUUUUGACAGUCUAUCUGGAAUAAGUUUGCAGAAAAAGCUUGAGCAUGUGAAGACAACACGUGCGCAUUUAGAUAAGGGUAUAAUGACAGUAACAUUUGAAGUUCUAGGAGACAUAAAAGAAGAAAACCUGAAUCUCUUUAUACAGAAUCUUCUAUGGGAGAAGAAUGUGAAAGAUAGGACUGGACAUGCCAUGGAUGUUAUAAGACUGAAGGGACUGGUAUCUAUUCAAGGCAAAUCUCAUCAAGUGAUAGUCCAAGGUGUCCAUGAGCUCUACGAUCUGGAGGAGACUGCAGUAGAAUGGAAGGAAGAUGAGAAGAGAACAAAUAGACUGGUUUUAAUAGGUAGGCACUUGGAUAAGGCCAUCAUCAAAGAAGUGUUCAUAGCCACUGUGACAGAGAAACAUGGAAACGGUUGACAUCAGACUAUAAAAACAAGUUGAAAAGCCUCUGCUUAACCUUGUGAGCCUUUUAUGAUAAAAAAGACAGAAUGACAUGCAGUGUAGUUGCUCUGUUUUCAUUUUGCAAUUUACAGAACAGUUAAACUCUGAAGUUCUCCUGAGAAAUCCAGCUCACCUACUGCUUAAAGAUUAGCUGUUAUGGUCUAGAAUCAAGCACAAAGAAUUCUAGCAUGUUGGAUUUGGCUUAAGUUACAUCAGUAACAUCGUUUAGAUUUGCAGAAAUACAGAUAUGCAAAAGACUUUAUUAUGCCGUAUGUGAAAAGAAGCCAUAAAUUCCAAUAGGCAUGUAGUAAACAUGUUUGAAACCCAGUCCUUUCUCCUGCUAAUUCUCCUUUAGUACUGGAAAUUAAGUAGUAUUGAUUUUUACCAGUCAUGUAAUUACAAUGAAAAGUAUUUAAUGUUUACUAUUAAACUCUCUUGCCUUACUUUCUA